UUCUCUUUCCUCUGUCUCCGUCCGCGGCCAUGGCACGGGCGCCGGAUGGGCUCGGCGUGGAGUGCGCGAUCGACCUCCUGAACGAGUGUCCGGAGGUCGGCGGCCAGCACCGCUGCGUGCGCCCCGCGGCCGCGGCCCCCUGGCACGAGGAGGCCGUCCCCAGCCCGUGGCCGCAAGAGUUCCAGUUCCAGCCGGACUGGCACCAGCGCCGCGCGGCGCUCUGCGUCGACCGCGAGGAGUCCGUGCUGGUGGUGGCCCCCACGUCGGCGGGCAAGAGUGCGAGCGCCGAGUACGCCCUCUGGCGUUGCCUGGAGCGCGGGGGGCGCGCGGUGCUGGCGAGCCCCGUGAAGGCGCUGUCGAACCAGAAGUUCAUGGAGCUCACGAAGGUGUUCGGCGGACGCUGGGCAGGCGACGUGCGGCUGGUGACAGGGGACCAGACCAUCGGGCGCCCCGGCUCUCGCAUCCUGGUGUGUACCACGGAGAUCCUGCGCGCGAUGCUCGUCCAUGAGGAUGCAGCCCUCGAUGACCUCGGCGUCGUCGUCCUGGACGAGCUGCACUACCUGGGCGACACCGACCGUGGCCACACGUGGGAGGAGGUGGUCGUGCUGCUGCGCGGUCGCCGGGCCUCUCUGGUCGGUAUGUCCGCGACGCUGCCCAACGUGCUCGAGGUGGCGGGCUGGCUGGCCCAGCGCCCAGUGCCUCUGAGGCACUUGGCCAUGCCGGGCCGCCUGGGGGCUGGCAGGAAGCCCGUGGAGUUCCUCAGCAAGGACGGGUUGUUCUCGGGCCAGGCGCUGCGGAGGGUGAUGGAAAGGCUGCCGGAAGCGGGCACGGCAAAGAAGACGACCAUCCGCCAAGAGCGGGUCCAGGUUCUGGAGAGGCUUGUCAGGCGGCUUCAGAAGUGGAAGGCCCUUCCGAUCAUAGUCUUCUGCUCCUCGCAGGACGACUGCAUGUGGCUGGCAAAGGAGUUCGCCAUGCGGGGCGAGCUCCGGCCCUGGCAGGGGCGGAAAGUGAGCACGCGACUGAAGUACGUGCGGGACUGCCUGCAUGAGACGGACAGGGACCACCCCCAGGUCCGGCGGAUCAUGUCCUUCCUGAAGAAGGGCGUCGGGCUCCACCACGGAGGCCUCUUGCCAGUUCUCCGGGAGCUGCUCGAGCUCCUGUUCCGCGACGGCUGCGUGAACGUGCUCUUCGCGACCGAGAGUUUCGGCCUGGGCGUGAACAUGCCGGCCCGAUCGGUCGUCUUCAGCUUCAGUCCCAACAGCUGCUUCCGCAAGUUCAACGGCGAGGUGAUGCGAUGCCUGAGCUCCGCGGAGUACACCCAGAUGUCUGGGCGAGCCGGGCGCCGAGGCGACGCGCGCGAGGGGCUGUCCAUUCCCAUACUCGACGCGCGCAUGGAGGUCGAGGUCGUGAGGAAGAUCGCGGGAGCGCCCCGGGCCCUCGACCCCGUGCAGAGCCACUUCCGGGUCGACGAGGCGGUGGCCUUGCGAGCCCUGCGCUGGGGGCGUGGCUUCCUCGACGACCUGCUCGCCAGCAGCCUGCUCCAGUUCCAGUCGUGCCGGCGCCACGGCGGCGGGGCGGCCGCCCCGGGCCCCGCCGAGGAGGCGGCGAGGGCGCAGGUGGACGCGCAGCUGCGGUCGCUCCGCGCGCUCGAGCUCUGCGACGAGGCGGGCGGACUGACCCCCCGCGGGGAAGCGUUCUCGAACCUGGACGCCAAGCGGCCGCUCUUCGUGGGGGCCCUGCUGGAGGACGCGCGCAUCGGCGCGGCGUCGGCCCGCGGCCUGGCGGCGCUGCUGAGCUGCUUCGUGCACGACCCGGCGGGCCGGGAGCUGGACGUACCAGGGGAGUUCGAGGACCUCUUCGGAUCCGCCGAGAGUGUGGUCCAGGGGGUGAUCGACAAGUGCGCCUGCUGCGUGCCAGACCAGCGAGACGGGGCGGGGCCCUGGCUCCGCAGGCGGGCCGGCAUGGCCGAGGCCGUGGCGCGCUGGUGCGGGGGCGCGAGCUUCGGGGAGUGCCUCGGCCACGUGCACAGCAGCGUCACCGAGGGCGCCGCGGUGAUGACGCUGCGGCGCACCCACGCGCUCCUCCAGGACUGCUCCGCGGUGGCGGCGCAGCUGCAUAACAAGGCCCUGGCUGCGAGCCUGCAGGAGGUGGCCCAGUCGGUGCGCAGGCCCGCGCUCCUGCCGUUCCUGCCCUCCCUGUACAUCCACGAGGCCCUUGGGCCAGAGGCGACCAAGGAGGCCCUCCGCGACGAGGCCCGCGAGGAGGCCCUCCGCGACGAGGCCCUCGAGGCCCUCCGCGACGAGGCCUUGCCGCUGCGGAGCCUGUCGCGGUCCGCGCCCGCGCCGUGUCGCCACGGGCCAGGCGACGAGAUCUACAUGGACCCCUGCGACAUCGGCUUCUCCCACGACCGCAUUGGCUCCCGCUUUCAGAACGGGGGCUGCCUGCGGCAGGCGCUCCACGACCUGCUGUCUGGGAGUCUCAGGAAGCGCAGCUUCCCCAUGGUUCGGGUGAAAUGGCACCGGGGACGCUUCUUCACGCUCGCGAACAGGCGGCUUGCCGUGUUUCGGCUGCUCAAGUUCUACCAGGCGCCAGACCGCUGCCACCUCGUGAAGGUCCGCGUCGCCUCCGACGAGGAGGCGGCCAAAUGGGGCUGGGAGAAGAAGUUCAGCAGCGGCACCUAUCGGGGCAGAAUGGCGAGCACCUACGACACUGGGGAGCUCGUCGGGGAGACGCUGAAGCGCACCACCUUCCCUCUGGAUCCGCCCGGGCCCGAGGCGCGCGCCGCACGGGCAGGCCAGGGGUUUUGGCAGCUGCUCGGCGGCCUGGAGCAGGCGGCCCUGGCCAGCGAAGGGCCGCCGGGUGCGGCAGCGGCAGGGCCCCGUGACGAGGCCGAGGCGGCGGAGGAGGCCAGGGCGAGAUCCGCCUCGCCCAUCUCAUCUCGAGACCGGGUCCGACUCCGACGCCGACGCGUACGGGCCCGCCUCGGACUGCAGCGGAGGGAGGAGGAGGAAGAGGAGGAGAGCAGAAGAAGCUGA
Molecule: messenger RNA, 3035 nt
Organism: Prorocentrum cordatum
Lineage: Eukaryota; Dinophyceae; Prorocentrales; Prorocentraceae
Source: the annotation of a GenBank genome assembly